Molecule: messenger RNA, 2986 nt
Organism: Salvelinus namaycush (lake trout)
Lineage: Eukaryota; Metazoa; Chordata; Actinopteri; Salmoniformes; Salmonidae
Product: NEDD4-binding protein 1-like
Exons: 7
Coding region: 187-2850 (887 amino acids)
Biological process (GO): negative regulation of protein ubiquitination; negative regulation of proteasomal ubiquitin-dependent protein catabolic process
Cellular component (GO): PML body; nucleus
Source: RefSeq, a predicted model, not a curated record
GGAUGCGUUGGGAUUGUCGUGUAAAAAGUUAUUUUAAAAUAGGAUUACUCUAGGUAAUAUAUCACCGCGGGGAAGAAGAAUAUAGAUCACAGGAAACCAUGAAGGAGGGUAAAGAUCGACAUGACACCGAAUGGUUAAAAUUUUAAAACUCUCCGUUGUCAAUAGGGACAGAUAUUCAUAAACAGAAUGUCAACAACGCGGCCCCUCCUUGGUAUGAAGCGAGUCACCGAGGUAACCUGUUCGGAACCGCCCGGAAACAGGCUAUCACCAGUAGCGAGCAAACAACAGCAAGAGGUCCUGACAGUGGACGAAUUUGCGGUCCUUGAAAACAAGCAAGAAGAACUGAAUUGCGCUAAACGCAAAGUAGAACAGGUUUUCCAGGUAGCUUUCACAAUUAUCGGCCUUUUGGACCACACUGGAGCCCACAGUAGUACAGCAUCAAGGCAGAUAUGGCUUAAACUCAAGGGAAAGAGAGACGACGUGUCGAAGGCAAAGGAGUACCUGAAAGGGCUCUGUGACCCAGAGCUGCAGCAGGUGGAGCGCUACCCUGUGGACAUCCACUGCAUCUUUGCCGGUGCCCGGGGUUUGUUCCUGGAUCGGCUGCUGCGGGACACCAGUGCUGAGGUUGUGGUGCUGGAGCCGGGACGAUUGCGCCUGCUGGGCUGCGUUGAGUCUGUCGUCAUGGCACAGAGCCGCGUGCAGCAGUUUGUUGCUCUCUUCCAAGAGAAGCGGAGCCUGCCCGGAGACAGGGAGCAGACCGUCAAACGCACCUUCAAGACGUUUGUGGAGGAGCGGGACGAUAAGUACGCCAUGGAGCUGCUCUUGCUACCCAGUGCCCUGAAGGAGGAGCUGCUAGGUCUUGCCCAGAGCCCCACUCAGCCUGGUGGGGUUAUAGACGUCGACCAGGAUCGCUCCCAAAGCAGCACCCCUGUCACUGACCUCUCCAACCGCAUCGUGGACACCAGCUUUGAGGAGAAGGCGGCUGGGGCUCCAGCCGGGGCCGAAGUGGGGUUGCUGAAUGGCAUCCGACCCUCCCACAAGCGGCGUUCGUCAGAGAGCGAGCUGAGGGACACCAAGAGGCAGUUCUCCCUAGAGAGGAGGGGUGAGUCGAUUGAGACAGAGUGCCACACUGUGACCAGUGACAGCCGAGCUAAGACUCCCUCCAAGGCCAACAUGGGGCUUAUGGUGCUGGACUCCACUGAUAGUGCAGAGGACCGGGAAGCUGUGACCCCAGAGACCAACCUGCGGUGCCUGGUGAACUUCUUCAGGACCAUGGGCUACCAGCAGGAGGUGGUGGAGAGGGUGGUGAGGGAGACGGGCCAGACAGAGGACACCUUCCUGCUGCUGGAGCGCAUUGUGGAGGAGAGCCAGAGAACAAAGGGGCAGCGAGGUGGGGCGUCCUCAACCCACAACCCUGAGUCUUCAUCUUCCUCCUCCGCUACUUUCUCCAGGGAUAAGGACAGAGGGCCAGAUAGAAUGCCAAACAGAGCCCUGGAUGUAAAGUCCAAGGAGAACAUUAAGCCACUCAGCAGCAAUGCUGUGGGCCAGAGGGGACAGUGUAGCAGCAUGCUGCAGACAGUGACACUAAAGAGGAGCAGCACUGGUCAGGGGGCUGCUUACAAUAUCAUCACCAUUGAGGAUGACGAGGACAGUUCCGACACUAUGACUGGCGUUAAGGCCAGGACGGCAGAGCAACUGGAUCCUCCAUCGGGGUCCAGGAUGGACUACCUUUCCCGGGGAGGGGCUCAGACCAUGGGGCCGAUGGGGCCGGUACAUGUGGAGAGUGUGACGGCACUGCGGAGCACACCACAGUGCCCGGCCCAGCCAGCAGGCACAAGGCCAGGCUGCUCCUACCAGACCCUGUCAGCCAGGGUCCCUCCACCCCGCACAGAGCCCCCUCCACCACCCCUGACUGCCACGACCCGCUUCCAUGAGUCCCUAAGAACCCCCUACACCCUGACCCUACAGAAUGAGCCUGGACACCCUGACCUCCGCCACAUCAUCAUCGACGGCAGCAACGUGGCCAUGGCGCACGGUCUCCACCGCUUCUUCUCAUGCCGGGGGAUAGCCAUUGCUGUUGAGGCCUUUUGGAGUCGGGGCCACCGGGAGAUCACCGUCUUUGUGCCUCAGUGGAGGCAGAAGAGAGACCGCUAUACCACAGAACAACAUUACCUGAAUCAACUGGAAGACCUGCGUCUGCUCUCCUUCACUCCUUCCAGAGAGGUCUGUGGAAAGAGGAUUUCCUCACAUGAUGACAGGUUUCUGCUCCAUCUGGCAGAGAAGACAGGAGGGGUUAUCGUCACCAAUGACAACCUGCGGGACUUUGUAAAUACAUCACAGGCAUGGAUGAAGAUCAUCCAAGAGAGGCUUUUGCAGUUUACCUUUGUGGAGGACCACUUUAUGAUCCCAGAUGACCCCCUGGGGAAACAUGGCCCCCACCUGGAUGUUUUCUUACGGAAGGACAACAGACGGAGCCCAGUUGCACCUCUUCUGAGGCCGGACCCCCAAGCCACCCCGCAGCAUGUCCAAGCUCUGCAGUCUGCUCCCUGCCCCUCAGCUACCCCCCAUCCCUCAGCUACCCCCUUGAUGAGGCCACCCUCCCAAUGGCCGCACUCUGGGCCCCCUGGGUGGCACCCCCCUUGCCCUACACCCUCCCCCCCUCUCCAGCGGUCGCACUCCCCUCCCCCAACACCCUCCCCCCCUCCCCAGCGGUCACCCUUGGAAACCAUAGAGCUCAAAAGGAAGAUGUACGAUAUCUUCCCCGGCCAGAAGCAGCGCAUUGACUGUAUCCUGUGUGACAACCCCUACAUGAGGGACCUGAACGCACUGUCAGGCCUUCUGCUGGGAUGAAACCAAGCUCACAUACAGUACUCAGCCACUCACACACAGAUACACUUACAAGUCUGUCUGUCGAAUGAUGGCGCCAAAAGUAGGCCUAUGUAUGGAAAACUGAGAUGUUUUUUAUUAAAGACGAUGAUCAACUGCA